AUGAAACCCAUCGUCGCUCUAACAGCUCUAUUCAGCCUCACAGCAUCGUCGCAAAUCCCUCUCCGCGCAAACGAAGAAGCGCCUCUCUCCAAACCCGCUCUCCCACCACUCCACGGCCAUCUCCCCAUAAUGUCCUCCGAUAAUCCCUCGAUCCAACCCUCGGUCGCUUUAGGUGACAUCCUAGGCUCCAACCGCGGUCUAACCUCCUUCUCCUCCUUCGCGCGAAUGCAGCCCUCCGUCGACACACGUCUCUCCGAUCUAUCCACCAACACCACCGUUCUCGCGCCGCUCAAUUCUGCUGUUGAUGCGCUCCCGCGCAAACCGUGGGAACAACCUGCUGAUUAUAAUGCGUUUGGCGCGGAUGCGUAUGAAGAUGAUGGAGGGCAGGAUCGCGCGAGGGAGAAUAUGAGACGGUUUGUGGAGGCGCAUCUUGUGCCGGCUAGUCCGUGGGAGAAGGAGGAGAAGAUCAAGACUUUGGCUGGGAAGGAGGUUUGGUGGGUUGAGAAGGAUGGAAGAAAGGUUAUUAUGCCGGAUGAGGUUGAGGUUGAGCGUGUGGCUAGUCAAGUUGGUAACGGAGAGCUUUGGAUUCUUAAGGGAGUUAUUAACUACGCUUAG
Molecule: messenger RNA, 615 nt
Organism: Fusarium coffeatum
Lineage: Eukaryota; Fungi; Ascomycota; Sordariomycetes; Hypocreales; Nectriaceae
Exons: 2
Coding region: 1-615 (204 amino acids)
Source: RefSeq, a predicted model, not a curated record